AUGUAAAAUAGUCUGGAUCUAGCAUAUUCCAUUUUAAAAUAGAAUAUCAAGUUAAAUCACUAAAAUAGCUAUUGUUUUCUUAAAGCAUCAAGACAAGUAAAUAGCAAAACAUUUUCAAGAAUUAAUUUAUAAUUCUCCAUUAAUUAAUAAUAACCAUUUAAAGAAGAUAAUGGUAAUAAAUUAAUUAUUCAAAAAAAUAAGGAUAUCAUUGAUAAAUUAUCCUAACCAAAAUUAAAUAAGUUAAAAAACGCUCUUUUAAUUGGAUAAAAAGCAAGAAUUAUAAAAAUUUUGUAAAAAGAAAAUGCAAUAUCUAACUAAAAGAAAUCUUAAUUGUUUGGAGGUAGUAAAAAUCUAAAUGAGGUAAAUUAUAAAGAAUAAUAAGAUUAUCUUGAAUAGGGUAUUUUUGAUAGCUAUUAAAACACAAUCUGUAAGAAAAAGCAAAAUAAAAAAAAAAUUAUCUAAUUGAUAAAUACAAAUUUAAUGGAGAACAAAAUUUAAGUUGGCUUUAAUGAAGCUUAAUAUGAACAAAAUCAUUCUUAUAAUCAAGAUGGAGAAUAUGAUAAAUUAAAUAAUGAACUAAAUUAAAUUGUGUAAAUUUUGUGUGACAAGUAUUAAGAAAUCCAAAAAUACAAUUAAAGUUUGAAAAUGGAAAAACAAAAAAUUUAAGUUGAAUAAAAGGGAGAAUAACAUUAAAGCACUACAAUUAUCUCAUAAUUAUCAUAAAAAACUUCUCAGUAAUAAGAUUUCUAAGGUAUUUGCCUUUCUAAUUAAUAUUCAUUUUCUUAAUUUGGAUAACAAGGUGUUAAGAGAUUUGAAUCCAUCAAAGAAAUUCUAAGUAGCUAAAAGCAAAAAAUUAAAAAGAACUACUCAAAAAAACAUUAAAAAAAUGUUGAUUUUUACUCUGAGCAACUUUUAAGAUAAAUAUUUUAAUUAGGAGAUCAUAUAAACAGCGGAGGGGAGGCAGAUAUAUUUACACAUUAAUAUGAUGAAAGUAUAGCAUAUAGAGUAAUUAAAUUAGAUGGAGAUGAAGAUUUAAAUGAAUAACUAAAAGAAUUAUAUAGUGUUAAGGAAUUAUAAGAAUAAAAUAUUUUAAAUUUAAAUAAUUCUCAUCUAGUGGAAUAUAAAGUUGAAGAUACUAAGUAUAUCAUUCACGUUAUGUAAAAAUGUUAAAUGAGUCUUUAAGAUGAAAUAUCAUCAAAAAAAGUUUUUAGUCUUAGAGAAACUUUAAGAUUUAUUUCUACUGCUUUUCAUGUAUUGAUUGUACUUAGAUAAAAGUAUAUCUAUCAUUCUGAUAUUAAACCAGGAAAUAUCUUAAAAAUUGAUGAUAAUAAUUACAAAUUAUCUGAUUUUGGUGCUUCUUAGUAAGUUAAUUUUAUUGAUCCUUAUUGUGAUUAUGAAAUGCAUACACCUGGUUAUAUACCAUAAAACUAAACUAAAAGUUUACCUUUUUAUCAUGACAUCUAUUCUUUUGGUAAAACUAUAUAAAAGUUAUUAAUGUAAUUAGAAAAUCACUCAGAAAUUUCUGAUUGUUUAAAUCAAUUUAUAAAAGAAGAAAUUUGUAAAGAUGAUAAAAAUUCUAUUAAUGUAGAUUGCUUAGAGUAGCCUAGAAAAUUUAUAAAUAUCUUAAUGAAUUUUGUUAAUUAUGAAGUAAUUGAGGUAUUCUUAGAGGAAUAUUUAAAAUAAAUAGAGCAAUACUUAGUUAUCAAGAAAGAAAAUAAAGUAUUUUAGUAUGAAUCAUAAUAUUAAUAUGCUGAAAUAGCUCUUUUGAUUAUUUCAUAAAAAAAUCAAGGUAGCAAUUAGCAGAGUCAGUUAACUUCAAUUAAAAUUAAGGCGUUGAUAACUAAAAGUUAUAUUUUAUGUAAAAGAAAACAAUAUAAAGAAUCUCUCGAAUAUAUAAAUGAAAUUUUUAGAUUAGAUUUUAAAGAUAAUAAUUAGUCAGAAAUCCUAAUAAAAUCAAUUAGAAUUGUAACUAAGAUAUUAAUAAAGCUAAAUAAUUAGACAAAUUUAUCUAAAGAAAAUUAAAUUAAACUGAUUGAUUUAAUUAAAUUAGUCAAUAUAGGUGAAGAAUAAGAUAAAUUAAAAAUAAAAAUAAUAGAGCUUCUAUUACUAAAAUCAAAUGAUAUAUAAUCAAUCCUAAGAGAUUUUUAUGAUUCUCUAAAAAAAUAAGAUGAAAACUAAGAGCUUCAAAUGGUUUACAGAAUAAUCAUCAAAUUGAUUAGGUAUUUAAGAAAGUAAAAUUGCUAUGAAUAAUCUCUUUACGAUUUAAUUUAAUUUAUUCAAUAUGAUAUAACAAAUCAUGAUUCUUAUUACAAAUAAAAACUACUUAAAGAAUUGGGAUUAUAUCUUUACAAAUUUCUUUUUUAAUAAAAUCAAUAGCUAGACAUUAAAUUUUUUGUUAAACAUGAAAAGGAAAUUUUACUGUUGCCAUAAAUUAUUUUCAAAUGUUUAAAUGAAAUUAAACUAAAAUCAAAUUUAUAAAUUUAAUUUGACAAAAGUAUAUGGUAAUAAUAUUCAAUAUUUAUUAAGAUAAAACAAUUAAAUAUUUAUAAAUUUCAUGGAUGCAAGAAAAUAUUAGAUAAUUUAAAACAAAAAUAUUAAAAUAUAAUGAUUAAAAUAGAAGAAGAAAAAUAAUUGCCAUUUAAAGAAUAUGUUUUAUACAAUAAACUUGAUUACUAUCAAAAGUAUCUUAUAAGAAACGAUAUAAAAAAUUAUUAGUUUUUUAAUGAAGAAGAAGAAAAUAGAUACAAUGAAAAACAAAUAAUUUAAUCAAUAAGUCUUAUUUAAUAAACAAUUUUUAAGCAUAAAAUAAAAAAUGAAAAUCAAACAAGUAACGAGAUAUCUUAAAAUCAAAUAGAAACAAUCAGCUUGCUUAAUUUCUUAACAUACUUUGAUUGCGAAAAAAUAAGUCUAAAUUAUAUAGGUUCUUUGGAAAAAUUCAAUGAAGAAUUUGAAUCAUUUAAUUCUUAGCUCCGUGUUGACGAUAUAAUACAUUACAAUCUAAAAAAGUAGUUAUUUAAAUUAAAAUCGUGUAGCUUAUAAAGAAAUUUAUAUCUAUUUUACUUUAUUAAUUUUCUUUUUUUGUCAAUAUUUAAUUUUAUUUGUUAUUAAACUUUAAUAAAGCUUGCAUGA
Molecule: messenger RNA, 3129 nt
Organism: Tetrahymena thermophila SB210
Lineage: Eukaryota; Ciliophora; Oligohymenophorea; Hymenostomatida; Tetrahymenidae
Product: kinase domain protein
Exons: 2
Biological process (GO): mitotic DNA damage checkpoint signaling; protein phosphorylation
Cellular component (GO): cytoplasm; nucleus
Molecular function (GO): ATP binding; protein serine/threonine kinase activity
Source: RefSeq, a predicted model, not a curated record